Molecule: messenger RNA, 691 nt
Organism: Anopheles stephensi (Asian malaria mosquito)
Lineage: Eukaryota; Metazoa; Arthropoda; Insecta; Diptera; Culicidae
Exons: 3
Coding region: 40-645 (201 amino acids)
Source: RefSeq, a predicted model, not a curated record
UCCGUCCUAAAGGUUCCACCCCUACAAACGACAGCAAUAAUGAGCCAAACAAUGGUUUGCUUCACUAUUAUGCUUAUCGCAUGCUUGGCAGCAAGUACGGAAGGCUACCAAAUAUUUGGCAAAAAUGCUAAUUCAUACGUCGAAAUGCAACCGUUUGAAAACCAAUUCAGAUACGGCUAUCAGGUGCGCAAAGAAAAUGAUCAGUUCCAGCACAAGUACCAGAGUCCGCAAAAUAUGACCUACGGAUGCUACGGCUACACGCAGAAGGACGUUGGUGGCGAACAUCGAAUUUAUUACGUUGCCGAUCAGUUCGGCUACCGGACGGUGGAAGUUGGACAGGUCGUCACCAUCUUUCCGACACCAGGCAAGAGUCCGGUUGCGAAACAGUUUGAGGAACUCCCAUUCCCCGCUGGUUGUUUCAACAAGAAACAAGUAGAUCAAGUUCCUGAACCCUCAGAUAAGCACGAAGUCACUGCAACGCCUCCAACUAAUGGUGGAUGCUGCCGUCCUUGCGUAAAUGGUGGAAAAACUAUAAAGUCAGAGGGUGGAAUGGUCACCCUGCUCUACCCGUUCCGCGUUGCGUGCAGCGAGAUGGAAAAGUUUGAGAUCGAGCUAAAUCAACUCGUUGCUCAAUUUCCCCACUGAUAUUGUAAGGUCAACAUGAUUAUCGAUAACGGCCAAUAAAACAAUA